AUGUCUUUCAGGAAAAUUAUAGGGUACUAUGAGGAAGUACAUGGAAAUUGUGUGGAGGCAGAUAAGUGCCAGUAUCUCCAUUCAUGGUUUAAGGGCCAUGGGGUUUUCAAGUUGGCAGAGCUUAAUGGGCACAUCAAGGCCAUCUCAGGAAUUGUGUUUCCUUCUGGCUCAGAGAAGCUCUAUACUGCCAGUAGAGAUGGGUAUAUACGGGUUUGGGACUGCCAUACUGGUCAAUGUGAUGGUGUGGUCAAUCUUGGAGGGGAAAUUGGGUCCUUAAUCAGUGCAGGCCCUUGGGUAUUUGCUGGAAUAAAAGAUGUUGUUAAGGCAUGGAAUAUUGAGUCUUGUGCCAAUCUCUCUCUGGAUGGACCAGUUGGGCAAAUUUAUGCUAUGGUGGUGGAUCAUGAUAUGCUCUUCGCAGGGGCAGAGAAUGGCACUAUAUAUGCAUGGAAAGCCAAUAAGGAAACCAAUGCUUUUGAGCUGGCUACAACAUUGGGAGGCCACAAUUGUGCUGUGGUUUCGCUCACAGUUGGUGUUGGGAGGCUAUAUUCUGGUUCCAUGGACAAUACAAUAAGAGUGUGGGAUCUUAAUACAUUACAGUGUAUUCAUACUCUGAAGGAGCAUGCAUCAGUUGUGAGGUCUCUUGUUUGUUGGGGUCCCUAUUUGAUAUCAUGUUCAUUGGACCAAACAAUUAAGGUUUGGUUUGCUACUGAAGCUGGCAACUUGGAAGUGACCUAUACACAUAAUGAAGAACAUGGUGUGCUUGCACUUUUCAGUAUGUUCGAUUCAGAAGGAAAACCAAUAUUGUUGUGCUCUUGCAAUGACAAUUCUGUUCGGCUAUAUGAAUUGCCAUCAUUCACCGAGAGGGCCAUGAUUUUUGCAAAGGAACAAGUCCGAGCGAUUCAAAUAGGUCCUGGGGGACUCUUUUUCAUUGGGGAUGGAACUGGACAAGUUGAUGUUUGGAAAUGGCAGGCGGAGCCAACUUCAUUGGCAUCCUGAAUGAUGGAAGGCAGCUGUCAUCUCCAUAAAGCCAUUCUCUGUUUCUUGUUUUGUUCCUUCAUGUUCAUGAUAUUUCUAUUGAAAACUGUAUAGAGGCUUUUAGUAGCUUGUGAAUAUGAUCAUCGACACGAAGAAUUCUCUUUAUAGUAUUCUUACAAACUGUAAAUUUGUAAUCAGCAUUCAUUCAAUGAAAAUUCAUUG
This is a messenger RNA of Vitis vinifera (wine grape), 1197 nucleotides long. RefSeq names its product zinc finger CCCH domain-containing protein 48. The coding region runs from base 1 to 996 and encodes 331 amino acids. The transcript is spliced from 9 exons. Gene Ontology annotation, molecular function: protein binding. The record is from RefSeq and is a predicted model, not a curated record. Lineage: Eukaryota; Viridiplantae; Streptophyta; Magnoliopsida; Vitales; Vitaceae.